AUGAAUCAAACCGCGAACAGCAUGGAGCUGAAGGCGGAACGGCGCGAAACCGGCGAGGCAGAAGCAAAGGAGGAGGAGGACGACGACGGUCAGCCUUCGUCGAGCGCCAACGAUGGUGGUGGCACCUCGGACCAGGAGAUAGUGGUCGGUAUCGACGAGGAUCACAUCAAGUUUCUCACCAGCAUGCACGACGAGGAGCCAUCCAACGGGCACCAUAAUCCCGCGAUGGAGCGCCGUUUCGGUGGCCCGGUGGCUGUGAAUGGUGGUGGGGCCGGGACUGCGGGCAAACUCGCCCACCGCAAACAACAGCAACAUCACCACAGAGCAUCGCAUCUCGCGUUUAGCGAGGAAUCGGAUGACGAUGAUGGUGAUGCGAGCGACGACGAUGACGAUGACGACAAAGAUGACUCGUUUGAUGAUGAUGAUGAUGGGGACGAGGACGUGAUGGCGGCGGCUGAAUCGAUCCUCUCGAAAACUGCCCAGCGAUCGUCGGAUUACACUCGCCGGUACCGGUGCGACCUGUGUCCAAGGGCCUUCCACCGUCCGGACUUUCUGCAGUACCAUAUGCGGACGCACGAGAAGAGCAAUUCGUUCGAGUGUAAGCUUUGCUUCAGCAUCUUCGCGUCGGAUCCGGCGUUCGCCCACCACAUCCGCACCGAGCACGCUGGGAUGGGGUUGGCCGACGCACUGCCGCCGGUACCUGAGUCCGAAGCUCACUUUGCCGUUUGCACGUACUGUGACAAAACGUUCGCCGAUGGCGAUCAGCUGGAGGAUCACCUCCAUCAGCAGCAUCUUGGGGUGCGACCGUUCAAGUGCAACAUGUGCCCGAAAGCCUUUAUCCGGAUGGAUUUUCUGCAGUGCCAUUACGCCAAGUAUCACAACUUUCAUCGGUUCGGUGCGAUCGGCGGAGGAGGAAACGGGGGAAUGGGUGGUGACGGAGGAGGACUGUACUCCGCCACGUUCGAUCCGAUCGAAAGUGUUGUGCAGCGCGCAGCGAUGACGAUGGGAGGCCACGCUGCUGGGGGCCUUGGUGGCGGUCACGGCGGAGUACACGGCGGUGACCGAGGGGGAUCCAUCCAGGCGGCCAUCCAGGCGGCCAUCCAGCCACGAUUGUCAGUAAGAAAGAUGGAAGAUUUGCUCGGCGGGCACGGUGACAUGGCCGAAGGGCGACGUUUGAUGAUAGCGAUGCCCAGCGCUAAUUAUUCACGCCGAACGUCACACACGGGCACCACGCUCGGUAGCAGUUCGAGUGAGGAGCACGAGGAUGACGAUGACGACGAAUUGAUGGUGUUGGGCGAUGAUGUCCCAAUGGGCGCGGUGGGUAACGAUCACCGGAAACGGAAAGCCGGCACAACGCUAACCAAUGGUGGCAAAGCGCGUCCAGCGAAAAAGAAAGCAACGGUAGGACUGGCAGCCAAGGCUGGGGUGCCAGUAGCGGUCCUUCCCCAGGAGGAAGUGGGUCAGUUUCGGUGCCCAGUUUGUGAGCGACGCUUUGUCCGCGAGCCGGAACUCAUGGCCCAUGUGCGCAUUCACCCGGAUCUACCCACUUACAAGUGUCCGUUGUGUGAAUUAACCUUUAUUGGAUCGGACUACCUGAAGGGUCACCUGAAGAAGCACGUCGUUGGUGACGGUGAAGAUCCGGACGCGCCUGGUGCGAUCGACAUGAAAACAUUUAACGAAUCAACUGCUACAACGGACAUUUCAUCGCCUCCGUCUUCCGCACUCACCGUAAACCGUCCAUCUUCUACCGUAUCUACGUCAGGUGGUAAGCUGCCAUCGAAACACCCAUCGAAACCACCGUCCACUGGCAUCUCUCUGUUGAAACCGAUCGAAGAGCGGAAACCACCCGACAACCAGCAGCAUCAUCAGCAACCACACGAGUACUGCAUCAAAACGGCCGACGGCAAGUUUAUGUGCACUGUGUGCGAGCGGCUCUUUUCCCACCAACAAACGGUGCGCAUCCACUUUCGCAUUCACACCAACGAAAAGCCGUACAAGUGUACGUUCUGUGGCGAAUCCUACAUACGGUCGGACUAUCUCGAGCGCCACUUGAAGGUACACUUUAAGGACGGCGCACUUCCGGCUGCAGCGAUCGCCAGUAUGGCAGCCGCCGCUGCUCGGGAUGUUGCGGCGGCCGUCGCGAACGGACGAACGGCGCCACAGCCAACAGCAGCAACCCCACCGCCAGCGCUGGUUGCGCCGAAGGAAGAAUUCAUUCCUGAAAGCACGACGAUCACCGGUAAGAAAACUCCCACCCCGAGCGCAGCUCCGACGACAUCGACACCGAAGCCCCUGAUUGGCAGGGCCGGCUUGGCGCCGGAAAACUAUCACUUUGCCGAGUCGAACGAUGGACAGUUUGUGUGCAAGAUUUGCGACAAAGUAUUCUCCCACGUGGCCUCACUGCGGAAGCAUGCACUGGCCCAUACGGAGGAGAAACCGUUUCACUGCGAAAUUUGCGAUCGUUCGUUCAAUCGGGUCGACUAUCUGAAGGAACACUUUAAAUCGAAACGCCAUUUGCAGCUGGUGGCGGAAACGGCCGGGGGCACCGUUGAGAGGAACGUUGAGGAAGAGGAGGAUGAUUCCACGAUGGAUGAUAGUGGGCCACCGCCGGCUAUCGCUGUGAAGCGUCACAGCAACAAAUCGGGUACAAAUCGGGGGAAGCAGAAGAUUGACAAUAAGCUGAACACGCCCAAUACCGAUGAUGCUUGUGUAGCGGAGGUAUUUCCGCUAGCGGCCAGCAGCUGUGGAAACAGUCGGAGCAGCAACAGUAGCAGUAGCAGCAGCAGUUCCAGCAGUAGCAGUAGCAGUAACAGCAAUAGCAGCAGCAGCAGUAGUAGCGGCAGUGGUGACGCAACAGUACGACAAAGUCCGGGAACGAAAUCCAUUGCCAAUACCUCUUCAGCUGGUGCCGGCGAUGGUGAUGACGCUGGCCGCGAAAGUAAUGGGGGUUCCGUCGGCUCGACGCCAAGUGAAUUUCAUCGUUCCGAUUACGAGCGGACAAGCGACGGGCGCUACAAGUGCAACCAGUGUGAUAAAACGUUCGUUACGGCGGUCACACUCAAGAUGCACAUCCGGCUGCACACGGGCGAGAAACCGUACAAAUGUGACAAGUGCGACAAGGCGUUCAUUAGAUCGGACUAUUUGAAAACGCACGAAAAAACACACCGACAGCAGUCGUUCCUUAGUCUGCUAGCCUUAACUUCGAAGGAACCGAGUACGGCAUCGGAAGCUGGAGAGGAUUCCGAUGGUGAAGAAGACGGGCACGCUAAUGAUCGGAACGAAGUCAGUAGAUCAUCAACAGUGAUGAGCAAUGGACCACAGGAGGCUAUGGGAAAUAUGUCCAGUAUUUUGAAGGAUUCGAUGGUUGGGAAAGGUGUACCGAGUGUGGAGGACGACGACGAAGCGGAAGAAAACGAGUCAGGCGAAGAAGAGGAUGAAUCGGAGGACAGUGAAGAAGAGGAACAGGAGGUUAUCAAAGUAACGGUCAAGGAUGCAAGUUGCUCGGAGAGUGAAGAAGAUGACGACAAUGAUGAUAACGACGAUGACGAAAAUGAUAAUUUGGACGAGGAAGAGGGGGAAGAUGAGGAAGAAGAACUUGAUGGCGAUGACCACGGGGAAGAUCGGCGGCAGAAUAAUGGUGUCGACGGUGACAGCAGAAGUGCAAAUCGUGGGAGUGGACUAUCGUUGCUGCAGUCUAAGAAAGAAGGCACCAAGUUGGAGCAACAAAGUGAUCAUGGUUUCCAUAGCAACCACAGUCACCUCAGCGGUGGGGAAAGUAGUAACAACGGAUACGAUGAUCACGAGGACGAUAGUAUAUCACAAGCGAGCGGUGGUACGACGGGAGGCGGCUCUUCGUACGGCCAGUACCAUCAUCCUGACGAUCUUCUGGCGAAUGGUGGCGGAGUUUUGGGGGAUGGUGACCAAAAAGGCAAACACCGUUGCCCGAUGUGUGACAAACUGUUUGCGUGGCCAAAGUCGCUGAAAAUUCAUCUGCGAACGCAUACGGGCGAGAAGCCGUAUCGGUGCGACCUGUGUGGCAAGUGUUUCGGGCGGUCAGACAGCUUACGUGGCCACAAGCGAACGCAUGCCGACGAGCGGCUCGUUCAGUGCCAUUUGUGUGACGUGAGCUGUCCAAGUGCGACGGAAUUGGUGCAACAUCAGCUCCUGGUGCACAACAUUCAGCCGUUGGAGUGUUAGAAAACAAUACCAAUUCACAACGCAAUGCGGCGAGACACGGUGGUUCUGCUAAAUGAACUGAUCGCCUAGGAAAGCUUGAGCGGUGUUAUCGAUUUGGUUUGAACACUUUGUUUCGUUUAGUAUCGUUCUCCGAAACGGUGCCAACUGUUCGUACUCAAUUAUUCCACUCAAAUCGAC
Molecule: messenger RNA, 4374 nt
Organism: Anopheles bellator
Lineage: Eukaryota; Metazoa; Arthropoda; Insecta; Diptera; Culicidae
Exons: 6
Coding region: 1-4197 (1398 amino acids)
Biological process (GO): regulation of transcription by RNA polymerase II
Cellular component (GO): nucleus
Molecular function (GO): DNA-binding transcription factor activity, RNA polymerase II-specific; zinc ion binding; RNA polymerase II transcription regulatory region sequence-specific DNA binding
Source: RefSeq, a predicted model, not a curated record